Molecule: messenger RNA, 1398 nt
Organism: Eleginops maclovinus (Patagonian blennie)
Lineage: Eukaryota; Metazoa; Chordata; Actinopteri; Perciformes; Eleginopidae
Gene: tdrd15
Product: tudor domain containing 15
Exons: 5
Coding region: 67-1314 (415 amino acids)
Source: RefSeq, a predicted model, not a curated record
CUACCGACAAAAAAAGCGACGAAGAAGAAAUAAAACCACAUUACCGCGCGAGGUGAGAUCCGCGUCAUGCAACACGUUGUAGCGAUGAGUUGCAUCAAGAGGUCUGGUCAAUCAGCACUAUCUGCCCUUUGGUCGGUGGACCUAGAGUUAACUCACUUGAACUGGAACCCUGAAGCAACCCUGAUACACUUCCAGGGACAGUACCUUACCAUAUGUGAUCUUGACUACAACAUCUUGCAAUGGGAAAUACAGAACAUACCAAAGAGUCAAGCUGCAGUGGAUAUCGGAGAGUUUUGCCUCGUGGAAGAUUUGACUUCCGGCAGCUGGUACAGAGGAAGAGUUCAGAACCGAGAGGAAGACAUAUUUGAUGUUUUCCUCAUAGAUCAUGAAGCCGAUAGACUGUGGAAAGUUGAAAUAGUCAAGAAUCGACUGUUCCUCCGUCAUAUCACAACCUCACUGCAGCAGAAUAAAGAGAUGGUGUCUUCUUCACCAGCUGACACUAAGGAAGAAGGACAAUCCAACUUGGAUUCAAGCCCGCCUCAGCAGCUUGUCUUUCCUUCUAUUGAUUUAUAUAAAGAGUAUUCAGGCUUUGCUACUGCAGUGACGACUCCCAUGGAGUUUUGCGUUGUUCUGGAAGACCUGCUUCUCGUCAUGAACCAAGUUUCCAUCAUUUUGGAAGACCUCCCUGAGCAGAUGUCUCCUCUUCCUGAAGCCCAUAUCGUCCCUGGGACCUGCUGCCUGUAUAAAUCCGACACCAAGAAUAAGUGGUGCAGGGCUGAAAUCGUAAACAUUGACACCACAGCGGUCCUGGAUCUUGUGGAUUACGGCCAUUACGAAUGCAUCCCGUACGAAGAAUGCUCCCAGCUGAAGAGGCUUCCUGAGGACUUAACAAACCCCCCAAAAGUAACCUUCCCCUGCGUCCUGAGAGGGGUGAAGCCAGUCGGCGAGGAUAGCAGCCAGUGGAGUGAUGAAGCUGCGUUCUUCUUCCAUCAGUGUUUUUACCAGAAGAACCUCCUGAUCUCCUUCAGAGAGCUUGUGUCGAACACGCACUGGAAGGUGGACAUUCUGGCAGAUGGCGUCAAUGUUGCCAAGGAGCUGGUGGAUGCUGGAUAUGCCGACUAUACUGACAUCAUACUAGGAGAGACGUAUUCCCAUAAAGCCGCUCCUCGUUGCCCCAAGAGUGAGGUAGAUGUUGGUCCGGAAGAUGAAGGCUCGGACGGAAAGUCAGAUCUCUUGGUCGAGUCUACUGAUGAAGCAGAGCGGGAGAUGCCACUGAGUCUUGUGUGUCGAUCACAGAAAUGUUUUAGGUUCUGAGGGCAGCCACUCCUCAGCGAUUCCCCAUCACUCUGUUGUGUUUGUAAUGAAAACUGAGUGUUUUAUGUCAAAACAGAUAAAGUA